This is a messenger RNA of Zingiber officinale, 999 nucleotides long. RefSeq names its product transcription factor MYB118-like. Gene Ontology annotation, molecular function: DNA-binding transcription factor activity, RNA polymerase II-specific; RNA polymerase II cis-regulatory region sequence-specific DNA binding. NCBI's taxonomy places the organism in Eukaryota, Viridiplantae, Streptophyta, Magnoliopsida, Zingiberales, Zingiberaceae. Gene Ontology annotation, cellular component: nucleus. Bases 1 to 999 code for a protein of 332 amino acids. The record is from RefSeq and is a predicted model, not a curated record. Gene Ontology annotation, biological process: regulation of DNA-templated transcription. The transcript is spliced from 4 exons.
AUGGCGAGGUUUUAUAGGGCGGAAGUGGCAGAGCGAGAUGAAGCUUCGCCACGGCUUGCCUCUUGCGUCAUCUCAGGGGCUCGCCAGAAGUGGAAGACUCUGAAGCCAUGGCGAUCGGUAGCAUCGAAGGCCAUUCGAGAGCAUGAAGAGGCUCGUACCGAUGCAGAAAGUGAACUUGACAAAAACAAAGACAUGCAAGUUCAGAAGAAAUCUGAUCCAGUGAAAGGGCAAUGGACUACAGAAGAAGAUAGGAUGUUGAUUGAAUUGGUUGAGAAACAUGGCCUCAAGAAAUGGGCUCUUAUUGCUCGAAUGCUAAAGGGGAGAAUUGGAAAGCAAUGUAGAGAAAGAUGGCACAACCACCUAAGGCCUGAUAUCAAGACUGGUAGUUGGACAGAAGAGGAAGAUAUGAUCCUGAUACAGGCUCACGCUGAGGUGGGCAAUAGGUGGGUCGAGAUAGCCAAGCGAAUGCCGGGUCGAACCGAGAACGCCAUUAAGAACCACUGGAACACCAACAGGCGCAGGCAAUCUUCCUUCCAGCAGAACCGCAAGUCCAGGAGGGAUGGCACACCUAGUCCACUCUUACUCAGCUACAUCCAGAGCUUGAAUCAAAAGAAACCCUUCACUGAAAGCAGCAGCAGCAGCAACAAUGACGAUAUCAUCAAUUACAUAAUUCCAAGCUAUUUAAACCUGACCACAAUUCCUGCUCCAGUGCUUGCGUCCGAACAGAGCAUAUUACAGCCGCAGCCACAGCCACAGCCACAGCCUCAGCCUCAGCCUCAGCCUCAGCCUCAGACUCACUACAUGAAUGACGAUGUCUUCGACAAUACUGACGGAUUGCAAUUCCUCCUGGACGGUUGGGACUUCGAUAAGGAUGAUACGAGCUGUGUGUUUGAAGAACUGGCUGGGGAUGUGCUGCCGAUUAGUUCAAGUGUGCAUGUGCAGAAAGAUAUGGACCUGAUGGAGAUGAUAGAUGCGGCGACCAACAAGAACAGUGAGUAG